Molecule: messenger RNA, 989 nt
Organism: Zymoseptoria tritici IPO323
Lineage: Eukaryota; Fungi; Ascomycota; Dothideomycetes; Mycosphaerellales; Mycosphaerellaceae
Exons: 3
Coding region: 36-989 (317 amino acids)
Molecular function (GO): NADP binding; oxidoreductase activity, acting on the CH-OH group of donors, NAD or NADP as acceptor
Source: RefSeq, a predicted model, not a curated record
CACCUCACUUCGCACAGCAAGUACCACGAUCUACGAUGCCUCUGGCGACGAUAGGUAUAGUCUCGAUUGGAGACAUGGGUCUCGGCAUCGCCAAAUUACUCAUGGCCAACGACUACACAGUAACCACGAAUGUAUCUGAUCGGAGUCAAGCUACAAAGAACAGAGCAGCGAACAAUUCGAUCGGCGUUGUGGACUCGGAUCUGGAGCUGGUGAAGACUUGCGACUUCGUCUUCUCCAUUGUUCCUCCUCGGGAUGCCAUUGCAACCGCGAAAAGGAUAUCGCAAGCAGCCUCGGAUGCAGGCUCCGAUGGUCGUACUAGGCCUCUCUACUUCUUCGACUUGAACGCGAUCAGUCCUCGAUCAUGCCGAGAGAUCCAAGACAUUUGCACCCAGACCGCCCCGGAUCUUAAAUUCGUCGACGGAGGUAUAAUUGGAGGGCCUCCAAAGCAGCAAGACGACGGGACAUGGUCCCGGCCUAGCAUUCCGAUGUCAGGACCAUAUCGACUCGACGAAGCACAGCCAAGUGGCAAGCAUCUGUUCGACGCACUCAAUGCGAGGCACAUCAAAGAUACCAUUGGCGCGGCCACGGGCUUGAAGAUGUGCUAUGCAAGUCUUUCGAAAGGCUUCACGGCUUUGACGGUACAAUCUUACACCGCGGCCCAGAAUUUGGGUGUCCUGCAAGAGUUGCAGGCAGAGCUCGAUCCAAGCGUUAGAUCAAGAGCGGAGAGGGGUAUUGUCAGCAUGCCACCGAAAGCAUAUCGUUGGGUGAAUGAGAUGGAGCAGCAGAUCGCCGAGACCUUCGAAGCUGACGGUGGCUUCAGUCGGGAGGAGUCCAUCUUCAGAAGCGUGGCUAGAGUGUAUGAGUUCAUCGCUGAUGGCACAGACCUCGGGAAGGAAGUCACAGAGGACAGACAGCGCGGGAAGACACCAGAAGACUUCGCAGCGUUGGUGACCGAAGGCACCGAGAGACGGAAACUGAAGAAGGAUUAA